Messenger RNA from Colletotrichum paranaense, 801 nucleotides. RefSeq names its product cyclophilin type peptidyl-prolyl cis-trans isomerase/CLD. Gene Ontology annotation, molecular function: peptidyl-prolyl cis-trans isomerase activity. NCBI's taxonomy places the organism in Eukaryota, Fungi, Ascomycota, Sordariomycetes, Glomerellales, Glomerellaceae. Gene Ontology annotation, biological process: protein peptidyl-prolyl isomerization; protein folding. The transcript has 4 exons. The record is from RefSeq and is a predicted model, not a curated record. Bases 1 to 801 code for a protein of 266 amino acids.
AUGUUCAGCAUUCAGAGACUCGUCUCUGCCCUCCUCCUCGCCGGAGUGGCUCUGGCCUUCUUCGCGCAGACCGCUGAGGCUGCCAAGGGCCCCAAGAUCACCCACAAGGUCUACUUCGACAUCACCCACGGCGAUGAGCCCCUCGGCCGCAUCACCAUGGGUCUGUACGGAAAGACUGUCCCCAAGACCGCUGAGAACUUCCGCGCUCUCGCCACCGGCGAGAAGGGCUUCGGCUACGAGGGCUCUACCUUCCACCGCGUUAUCAAGCAGUUCAUGAUCCAGGGUGGUGACUUCACCAAGGGCGAUGGCACUGGUGGCAAGUCCAUCUACGGCGAGAAGUUCCCCGAUGAGAACUUCAAGCUUAAGCACUCCAAGAAGGGUCUCCUGUCCAUGGCCAACGCCGGCAAGGACACCAACGGCUCCCAGUUCUUCAUCACCACCGUCAUCACCUCUUGGCUCGAUGGCCGUCACGUCGUCUUCGGCGAGGUCCUCGAGGGCUUCGACGUCGUCGAGAAGAUCGAGCAGGCCCAGACCCAGCCCGGCGACCGCCCCGCCAAGACGAUCAAGAUCGCAAAGAGCGGAGAGCUGGAGGUGCCCCCUGAAGGCGAAUACGGCACUAGCGAGUGGGCGUCAGGCUACUCCAACGAGGAUACGCCGCUGGAGGUGGGCUCCGGCGAGGGCUGGUCCCUAAUCCAGAAGGGUCUCUUCGGUGGUGUUGUUGUUGCUGCGAUCGUCGCCUACAUCAAGUUCAGCAAGUCCAGGGCCGCAAGAGAUGUCGGCUACGAGAAGACCAUGGCGUAA